Carassius carassius (crucian carp) is the source of this 1311-nucleotide messenger RNA. RefSeq names its product e2f-associated phosphoprotein (gene eapp). Gene Ontology annotation, biological process: positive regulation of cell population proliferation. The record is from RefSeq and is a predicted model, not a curated record. Bases 134 to 1057 code for a protein of 307 amino acids. Gene Ontology annotation, cellular component: nucleus. The transcript has 6 exons. NCBI's taxonomy places the organism in Eukaryota, Metazoa, Chordata, Actinopteri, Cypriniformes, Cyprinidae.
AGCUUUAUUUUGAAGUCACAAAGCGUGACACGGAAAUGUUUCAUAACUUACGUUCUGCUGCUGAAGUGAAGCCAAAACGCGUUUUAUCCAUACACUGUUUUAUCUUCAUAGUUUUUUACUCGAAAUUAGAAGAAUGAACCGAAAAGAUGAUUAUGAUUCAUAUGAGAUUGAAGAGCCGAGUGAUGAGGAAGGAGCCGAAAGCAGUUCUGAAGAUGAGCUGGAUGUUCUUCUCCACGGGACUCCAGAUCAGAAGAAGAAGCUGAUCAGAGAGUAUCUGACGGGGGAGAGCGAGUCCUCCAGCGGGGACGAGUUUGAGAAGGAGAUGGAGGCCGAGCUCAGCAGCACCAUGAAGAGCCUGGAGUACAGCUGGACUGCAUCUUCAGCUGCAGGUCAAACAUCUGGGACCGGUGACUGCACUUCCACAGCGAACAAGCAACAGACUCAGGAGUAUGACAGCAUUUACUUCGACUCAGAUGAAGAUGAAGAUGGCACAGCUGGCAGCUCUCAAGGUCUGAAGAGGAAGCAGCGCUCUGUUCUCACAAACGAUGAGCUGUUAUACGACCCAGACAAGGAUGAUCGCGACCAGGCUUGGGUGGAUGCAAAAAGAAAAGCAUACAGAAAUCAGAGGCGGCUGCCACCAUCAGCGGACAGAAGAAACAAACCACACACUGUUCCUAGCAGUGAUGCUGUCCUCAACUGUCCUGCCUGUAUGACCACCUUAUGCCUGGACUGUCAAAGGCAUGAGAGAUAUCGGACGCAGUACAGAGCCAUGUUUGUGAUGAACUGCACAGUCAACAAAGAGGAAGUGCUGCGCUAUAAAACCCCCAAUAAGAGAAAACAGAACCGGCAGAGGAAGAAGGCCCGUCGGGAGACCACGUCCACAUCUACAGAGGCUGAAAUGGAGUCAAGUGCAGGUCUGACUGAUGCACGAUUGGCAGGAAUGGAUGAAGAAGAGAUAUAUCACUCAGUCAAGUGCACAGAAUGCUCCACUGAAGUGGCAGUGUAUGAUAAAGAUGAGGUGUAUCAUUUCUUCAACAUCCUAGCAAGUCACUGCUAAGGACAUCUACUGGACUUAUAAAUACAAUCCACAUGUUUUGGUGGGUUUGAUGAUGCGCAUCACCAGGCAACUUUGCUGUAAAGUACAUGGAGAGUGAGAGAGAGAAAAAAAAUUUGGGGGAAAGGAAUAGGACUAGACAUUUAAUUUUAUUUAUAGGGUUUGUAUAUUCUGUAAAAUGUAAACACUUUCAUGCGAUCCACUUCCUGUAAAUGACAUCUAAUAUUUCCAUAAAAGUUGUUCUGUUGCCUCUCAGA